Molecule: messenger RNA, 1863 nt
Organism: Gekko japonicus
Lineage: Eukaryota; Metazoa; Chordata; Lepidosauria; Squamata; Gekkonidae
Gene: TIAL1
Product: TIA1 cytotoxic granule-associated RNA binding protein-like 1
Exons: 12
Coding region: 191-1357 (388 amino acids)
Cellular component (GO): cytosol
Molecular function (GO): mRNA binding; DNA binding
Source: RefSeq, a predicted model, not a curated record
GCGGCCAUUUUGUGGAGCUUUGGGUUCCCCCUUUUCUGUCUCUCGGUUCUAGUUCUGGUCUUGCCAGGCCCCGGAGGAGAAGAGGGAUCUCGGGCUUUGCGCGUUUCUUCAUCGCGCGUCGGAGCCUCCCUGUUCCUUCACCUACUGCGCGGUAUCCAGGGCCCGUCUAUGAGUGGCCGUCCCUACCGCGAUGGAAGACGACGGGCAACCCAGGACGCUCUAUGUAGGAAAUCUCUCUAGAGAUGUGACUGAGGUACUUAUACUUCAAUUAUUCAGCCAAAUUGGACCCUGCAAAAGCUGUAAAAUGAUAACAGAGCAACCCGAUAGCAGAAGGGUCAACUCUUCUGUUGGAUUUUCUGUUUUGCAGCAUACAAGCAAUGAUCCUUAUUGCUUUGUGGAAUUUUAUGAACACAGGGACGCAGCUGCUGCAUUAGCUGCUAUGAAUGGGAGAAAAAUUUUGGGAAAGGAGGUCAAAGUUAAUUGGGCAACCACACCAAGCAGCCAGAAGAAAGAUACAUCAAAUCACUUCCAUGUAUUUGUGGGAGAUUUAAGUCCAGAAAUAACAACAGAUGACAUCAAAUCAGCAUUUGCUCCAUUUGGUAAAAUAUCGGAUGCACGGGUAGUUAAAGAUAUGGCAACGGGAAAAUCAAAAGGAUACGGCUUUGUGUCAUUUUAUAACAAACUGGAUGCAGAAAAUGCGAUUGUGCACAUGGGAGGUCAGUGGUUAGGUGGUCGUCAGAUAAGAACUAACUGGGCAACACGGAAGCCCCCAGCUCCCAAAACUACACAAGAAAACAGCACAAAACAGCUGAGAUUUGAAGAUGUAGUAAAUCAGUCAAGCCCCAAAAACUGUACAGUCUACUGUGGAGGAAUUGCCUCUGGAUUGACAGAUCAGCUUAUGAGACAGACAUUUUCACCUUUUGGACAGAUUAUGGAAAUAAGAGUUUUUCCAGAAAAAGGUUAUUCAUUUGUGAGAUUUUCAACCCAUGAAAGUGCAGCCCAUGCUAUUGUUUCAGUCAACGGAACCACAAUUGAAGGACAUGUUGUUAAAUGUUAUUGGGGUAAAGAAUCACCAGAUAUAACUAAAAACUUCCAACAGGUUGACUAUAGUCAGUGGGGUCAGUGGAGUCAAGUUUAUGGGAAUCCACAGCAGUACGGACAGUACAUGGCCAAUGGGUGGCAAGUGCCAUCUUACGGAAUGUAUGGGCAAGCAUGGAAUCAACAGGGGUUUGGUGUAGAUCAAACACCAUCUGCAGCCUGGAUGAGUGGAUUUGGUGCUCAGCCUGCCCAGGGACAAGCAGCUCCUGUAAUACCUAAUCAGGCUGGAUAUGGUAUGGCAAGUUACCAAACACAGUGAACUGGGACUCUCUUUCAAAGUAUGGAUUCAAGAUAGGCUUCAGUUUCCAGCGAUAUUCAGAAGACUGGACUAUAGACAUUUGGGGGGCUUAAAAUAUUUAUUUUGAAAAUUGAAAAUGUUUGGAACCUUUAGCACAGUGUUUUGCUUUUGGUGAAGGACACAAAUGUCUUCUGGUUAUGCCUUUUUAAUUUUUUUGUUCAUGGUGAAUAUGGACAUGUUUUUUCUUUAUGUACAAAAUUAAAAUAAAGUCAAUAAAGACAACUCUGACUACAAAUUUUGGUAUAUUAGGAAGAAAUGUUUAAUAAUGUGAUUCUUAUUACCAUUCCAUUUUUUGCCUUCAGUGUUUUACAUCACAGCUUUUAAAAAAAAUGAAAUCAAUGUUGCUUUUAGUUGAAUUCUAAAACGUGACAUUUUUGAUUGCGGACCAUACAUUACAUCAUAGAAGACAGCUUUCUUCAGUAACCACAAGGCCAGCAUUCAGAAGAUAUAGUCAUGGAAAGAACUUU